This is a messenger RNA of Branchiostoma belcheri (Belcher's lancelet), 1659 nucleotides long. Its product is annotated as probable thiopurine S-methyltransferase. Bases 165 to 1049 code for a protein of 294 amino acids. Gene Ontology annotation, molecular function: thiopurine S-methyltransferase activity. NCBI's taxonomy places the organism in Eukaryota, Metazoa, Chordata, Leptocardii, Amphioxiformes, Branchiostomatidae. The transcript has 9 exons. The record is from RefSeq and is a predicted model, not a curated record.
UGCCUAGUUGGUAUAUAGGGCGAGCAAGUCGGACAAGUCCGCAACAUUCGCACUAGAGGGCACAAUAGGAGCCGGCUGCGAAUUUAGGCCGUCCAGCACGCACUUAGCGGUAGGUCACAUCGAUUCACUCUCCACUGAAGGAAUUCCUCACACUACAGACCAACAUGCCGGUGUUUGAGAAGGAGACGGGUGCCCUGGCGGUUACCGACGAGACAGUCCUGCCUGUCGGCGGGAUCCAGUCCAAACAGACGCCGAAGGAUUCACUGGUCGGGGCCGGCGACAAGCGGGCAAAACAGUCCGCAGGCGACACCGGGGCAGAAAAGCCCAGAAUGGUGAAGAUGGUGAACCAGGACCUGGAGGAAGUGGAGACUCGCACCAUGACACUGGAGGACUGGCACAACAAAUGGCGCAGGGGCAAGACCAAGUUCCACAUGUCCAAGGUUCACCCGAACCUGCAGAAGUUCUAUAACAGGAUGAUUCAGGGAGAGGGAAGGAAGCGGAUCUUCGUGCCCAUGUGUGGGAAAACCCUGGAUAUGAAAUGGCUUUCAGACAAGGGACAUGGCGUUGUGGGAAAUGAAGUCGUGGAAAUGGCAUGCCGCCAGUUCUUCGAAGAACAUGACCUGCAGUAUACAACAGAGAGGAUAGAGGGCGUGGAAGGAACACUUUUCAAGGCCACUGAUAUUGACUUGCAACUCUUCAACUGUGAUUACUACAAAUUGACCAGUGACGUCAUCGGGACGUUUGACUGUAUUUGGGACCGGGGAGCCAUGGCGGCAGCCAAUCCGGAGGACAGAGACAAGUAUGCGGCAGUCAUUGUUCCCCUGCUGAAGCCCACCGGCGCCUACCUGCUGGAUCUGUUCGAGUUGGAGAACACCGUGUUUGCAGGUCCGCCUCACGGUAUCUCCGAUGCCAGAGUGGACGAACUGUUUGCCUCCAAGUGUAACAUAGAGGAGCUGCUGAGAGCAGACCGGAUGGGGGACUGGCAGAGGUCGUGGGGACUGGAUUCCUUCAAGGAGGUGGUGCGUCUUCUCACGCCCAAACAGACAUGAGCGCCCGGCACGACAUGGGACCAGGUCCUGUCACAUACGCCGUACCAUCGUAGUCAUGCAGGUGUUCUGCAAAAUUCAUCAGUACAGUCGUGUUUCGUACGGCGGUUGCUUCUGUUACAGUCUGAUUAAGAAUUCUACGGCAUCAAAUCGUACGACGACCUACGACGUAAUCAAAUCUCCAGCCAAUCAGCAUCCAGCACUUGGUAUCACUGUUCUCCAUAUAGUCAUUCUAGUCACCAAACGACCGAUAUAUGUAUACGUAAUUUGCACUCUACUAAAUAACCUUUGAAGAAGCCUACUUUUAAUGUGGUCGUGAUAGUUGCACAGAAGCGAGUCAUGGUAGGUUGGUGAUAAACGUACUCUGUACUUAUGUAGCCAAAAGUGGUAUUUAUAACAAGUUAUAACUGUUAUUUGUGUAUCUUACUAAUCACUCAUACAUUUCACGUUUGAAAAGGGUAUGGCUGAGGCCUUUGGGGGUGUCAUAGAAAUACUUAUGUCGUCAUGUACAUGUAUGAGUAAAAUGAUUUUCUGUAUUUCUAAUCCUAAAAAGCAGUCAAUGUGAAAACGUCGUUUGUUUCUUCUGAAGAAAUAAAAGUAUAACUUCGUGUAA